This is a messenger RNA of Pelobates cultripes (western spadefoot toad), 9145 nucleotides long. The record is from the annotation of a GenBank genome assembly. NCBI's taxonomy places the organism in Eukaryota, Metazoa, Chordata, Amphibia, Anura, Pelobatidae.
CAGACAUUCCAGCACCUGGAGUCCAUAAAACAUUGUACUCCAUGUAACCGGCUACACAAAAAUGGCGCGGAUAUGGAAUACACCAAUAUUGCAGCUCCGUCUCUAGUGAUUAGUACUCUGUGGGUGCAAACUGAUGACGCAAAAACACUGAGACCUACAGGCGUGUGUCCAGCAAGGAGAGAAGGUGAAUAGUUAUAAACUGUCAGCCCAGCUGGUCAUUCUGACUCUGCCUGAUAUCAAGCCCGAGUGCCUUAACUAAAUCAUUCUCACUGGUAUUGCGGUAUAAGGCAGAGUCUCCCCAUUACAUGUUAGGGGUGAUACUUAUUGGGGUAUAGGGCAGAGUCUCCCCAUUAUAUGUUAGGGUGAUGAUACAAAUUGAUCCUUAUUGGGAUAUAAGGCAGAGUCUCCCCAUUCUAUGUUAGGGGUGAUGAUACAAAUUGAUCCUUAUUGAGGUAUAAGGCAGAGUCUCCCCAUUAUAUGUUAGGGGUGAUGAUACAGAUUAAUACUGAUUGGGGUAUAAGGCAGAGUCUCCCCGUUAUAUGUUAGGAGUGAUGAUACAAAUUGAUCCUUAUUGAGGUAUAAGGCAGAGUCUCCCCAUUAUAUGUUAGGGGUGAUGAUACAAAUUGAUCCUUAUUGAGGUAUAAGGCAGAGUCUCCCCAUUAUAUGUUAGGGGUGAUGAUACAGAUUAAUACUGAUUGGGGUAUAAGGCAGAGUCUCCCCGUUAUAUGUUAGGAGUGAUGAUACAAAUUGAUCCUUAUUGAGGUAUAAGGCAGAGUCUCCCCAUUAUAUGUUAGGGGUGAUGAUACAAAUUGAUCCUUAUUGAGGUAUAAGGCAGAGUCUCCCCAUUAUAUGUUAGGGGUGAUGAUACAGAUUAAUACUGAUUGGGGUAUAAGGCAGAGUCUCCCCGUUAUAUGUUAGGAGUGAUGAUACAAAUUGAUACUUAUUGGGGUAUAAGGCAGAGUCUCCGCAUUCUAUGUUAGGGGUGAUAAUACAAAUUAAUACUUAUUGGGGUAUAAGGCAGAGUCUGCUCAUUCUAUGUUAGGGGUGAUGAUACAAAUUGAUACUUAUUGGGGUAUAAGGCAGAGUCUCCGCCUUCUAUGUUAGGGGUGAUAAUACAAAUUAAUACUUAUUGGGGUAUAAGGCAGAGUUUGCCCAUUAUAUGUUAGGGGUGAUCAUACAAAUUGAUACUUAUUGGGGUAUAAGGCAGAGUUUCCCCCUUCUAUGUUAGGGUGUUGAUACUUAUUGGGGUAUAAGGCAGAGUCUACCCAUUCUAUGUUAGGGUGAUGAUACAUAUUAAUGUGUUAGUCCGAGUCCCUACUUAUGCUAGGAUGCUGUUACCUUCUAAGCUAUAAGUCAGGGCUUUAUAUGUUGGGGUGCAGAUACUCACUGUGGUGUAAAGCAUAGUUUUACCAAGUUCUUUGGAAGAAAUACAGUCUCCUUUAUGUUGAGUUAAUCAUGCUGGGGUGUACGACAGGCUAUCCUCCAUGAAUCCUGUAAUGUAUAGUAAUAUAUCCUUCAUGCUACAUAGCUCAGGACCAGUACAGUGUAUUACAACACGUGUAAGCUUGCACAUAAGCCUGUUUUAUUGAUUAUUAUGUGGUCAGCUUCCCUGUGAAUGUUUUCAUUAGAGUUAAUACAAUUUGUUUAAAUGUCAGAUUAGCCAUAUAAACAUUAAUUCCCACUUGGCCUUUUCUAGAUAUGUUGUUCAAACAGUUACACAGAUGGACAACUCAACAGGUAAGUUCUAAAAACCUUCAAACGUUGCUAUGUAUGUUUUAGAAAAAUGGCUUUGUUUUGGCAGCUUGGCAGGUUUAUUUGAUACAUGCAAGUAAUCUGUGCUGCUGCAUCUCAAUAUUCAUCCAGGGAGUCCUGGGAGUAUGUAGCCUUCAGCACUCCAGAAGUUGUGAACUACAACUCCACUGAUGCUUUGCCAGCAUUAUUGCUGUAAGAGCAUAGUGUGAAAUGUAGUUCACAACAUCUGGAGCCAGCAAAUUCCUGCCCCUAGUUUAGACCAUAAUCACCUUGCUGAUCAAUUGUUUCCCACCAUCCUGUUUUGAAAUAUAUUUUAGUUUUACCUGUUAAAUCCAUUAUCCCAAAGUUUGUUGUAUUUUGUUUUAGCUCGUUCCUGCUCACCGAGCGCUUGGCAAAGCAUGGAUCACUUCUGUGUCUCAGCAAACUGACACUCUCUCCAGAGAAAUCUUCAGGACCAAAGAAACUGACCCAGUGAGUCACAGAUGGUAGACUGUGCUGAACACACUAACAUAAAUUCAGACAGUGAGAUAACAAUCAGUUGUCUAAUGCUCCAAUAGAAUAAUCUCUUAAAGCGACCCUGACAUUUAAUUUUUUUUGGUUUUCCUUGCCUUAUACCUUUUAACGUAUAUUAAUGCUUAUGCUCUCCCCUUGCCUUCAUUUAUAUUUAUUUAUUAUCGCGUGCUGGAAUUGAAACAGAACCUACUUUUCCUUAGGUAUUGUAUGGAAGCUAGACGUGUCCGGAUUCAGUCACGGGAAGUUCUAUAGAAGUAUGUUAGAUAUACUUUAUUUUUAGACCCUUUAAAGUGACACUCCACUGCCAAAAUUAAUUUAUUUUAAUCACUGUUUAGUAGAUCUAUAAAUUCAAUAAGAAAGAAAAGAUACACACUUCAAUAUACACAUAUCCAAAAAUCAGACAAUUCCCUUCAGUGGUUAAAAAGUUAGUUGGAAGUACUUUUUGACCGACUGCCAGCAUGGCUUUCCUGCCCAAAACUGUUCCACAGAUUCAGUCUGUGCAGCCGGUUGAUCUGCUCCUCUAUCCUGGAGAUAAUUGGCUUAAGUAACCGUAGUAAACUCAAUUAUCUCCAGGUACACAAAAUAUCACUAAGUCACAACUGCAACAAAACACAUUAAAAUACAUAACUAAUAUUCUAUAACACUGAACCCCCACAUUUGACCUAUCCCCAGAUAGCUUGGAUUUGAGCACUCACUAUAGCCAAACAGCGCUCAGAUCCCACGAACACAGUCAAAUCGCCAUGGGGUUAAACCAUGGCAAGGGCUGAUGAGAGACAGAGGAGGGACAAAGCAGCCAGUUCCAACUGGUCUGGCAGUGUCUCUGGGACAACGCUCUGCUGGAGAAUAAUGGGACAGGAAAUGGGGGAGGGGAAGAGGAAGAGGCACACCUUCCCAGGGCUUCAAAGGGGCAGAAAAAGUGUCCAAAAAUCCAAUCAGCACAAAUAAUCGUUUCCAAAGGGCAAUACCCCCAGGGGCCAUAGUCCUGGGGCAAGAGGCUGGCAAACAGGCCCCUACAAAAACCAGUGGCGAGGUCACUUUCGCCACAGAGCCGUAUUAAUUGGAAUUCUGGUCAACGUGUGUUUAUUUGCAGGAUCUCCAUACGGAACAACAUGAAGGGCAGUAUUACCCCAUCUCAGCCCAGGAUGUUAAGCUGGUAUUCCCUCAGGGUCUUCCAAAUCGCUACCAGCUGCAGGUGAGCGUAAUUUCAUUGUAGUUCUCUCCAUUACAAACAGGCUGAUGUUUCAUGAUCCAAUAUCUCUCCGCUCCCAGUGUAAGACAUUCAAUGAAUCCUGCUUGAUGGUUCGCAAACCUGCGCUAGAACUUAUCAACUACCUACGGAACGCCAACUAUUCCCAUCCAGCUCUCCGUUAUGUGUUGUGUAUCCUUUCCUUGUGCCAGGUACAGCGCUGGCACAGCUGAGAUAAUGGGUUUGUGCUUGCUUUCUUUGGGUGUAGUGUGGGAUAUGUGGUGCAGAAACUUAAAAUGUAGGGUAUAGUUUCAGUUUGUAUCUCUAUGCUAUGAGAGGCUUUUUCCCUAACAGUUUGACGUUAGAUGGGAAGAAAGGAAGCGGUAAAAGUCUGACCUUGUGCCACGUUCUGCAUUACUGCCAUAAACAAGGAUGGCUGAUACUUAACGUUCCAGAUGGUAAGUUAUGAAAAAACAUGUGAUGUGUACUGUAUGGAGCGGUCAAGCCACAGACAAAGGUGGGCAUCCCAAGUUACUUACACAAACUGUAUGCAUCUUGGAGCAAGGAUGCCAUCCUACUGAGUCAGAGAAGUGAUUGUGUGUUUGAUAUACUGGAGGCUAGAGCGAGAAGUCGGAUUCAAUCAAAACAUUGUGUUUUUAAGGGGGUAGAUGCACCAAGCAACAAUGUGUGUGGAUUCCUGAUAUGUAAGGGCGUGCCGAAAUUUAAACUUUAGCCACAAAGUGGUGACUUACUUUUAUACUUCUCAUUUAGCUCACAUUUUAGUAAAGAACUGUAAGGAACUUAUGACGUCUUCCUACAACAAGGAUCGCUUUGACCAGCCCUUGGAGGCUUCUAACUGGCUGAAGAACUUUAAAGCCUCCAAUGAGCCCUUCCUGAAACAGGUGAGGGGGAUGGAAUGAAAGUUAUACCCCAGGGUGGAUUUAAAAAACAAACAAAAUAAAAAGUAUUUCUAUUCAUUUAUAUUUGUGUUAAACCGUAUUGAAACGAUUUCCAUUAUUACUUUAACCACAAUCUCAUAUUCUGUGCUCCCUAUUUCAGAUUCAGACACAGCAGAGGUAUGUUUGGAGCAAACGAGAGGCUACUGAGGAAGGGAGACCAUUAGGGGAGGUGGUUGAUCAGGUAAUGGAAAAUUUUUAAAGUGAUAUUUAGGGUUAAAAAAGGGGACAAAAGAAGAUCAAGUUUUGAAGUUUUCUAGACAGAAGGAAUAGAGUAGCUACUGAGUGGGCACGGGCAUUAUUGGAAUAAAUUAGGGACGGAAGUAGGUUCAGGCAUAAUCUACAACUAACUAGGCUUUAGUGGGAAUUAAGCAGUGAGUGUUUGUUUUGCAUAAAACAUAAGUGAUAAUAUAAGACCAAACGCUGAAUGAUGUGAUCUAAGAAAAAGUAACCCUAGUUGCCUGUAUACAAAUUGUUCAUCAUGUAUAGAUAUUGUUUUUAUGUGCACAGCAAUGGAAACCUCCUCUUUCUCCUCCUAGGGACUGACCAGAGUAAAAAGUGCCAGCGACGCAGUGGGUGUGGUCUUGAAAGAGCUUAAGAGGCAGAGUGGGGGCGGUGCUUUUCGUCUCUUAGUAUCGGUGGAUGGGGUGAACGCUUUAUGGGGGAGAACCACCAUAAAGAAAGAGAAUAAGAGCAUGGUACGUGAUGUUGGGGGGGCGGGGGAAGAGGACAAACUGGGUUAUGCUGUGCGUGGCCAUAUUGGCUUUAUUGGUGCCGUGAUUUGUAGUAUGCUGGGUCAGGUAUUAGCAUAGCAGGAUUUUUGAAGGGAAGUUGAGUCCCGAGCGCACAGCCGGAUCUGCCUCUCUCCAUCCUGCUAUGACAAGAUCAUACUACCUAAAGACGUAACAGUAAAGAGCUACUGUGGAAACAUUUGGUCCCUUUCCUGGUUUUUGAAGACUCUGAAGAAUUUAUGUUUCAUUGCUAAUUUAUCAGGAGGCAUCCUUGAUUCUUUAUGGGUGAGAUCUGAGCAAACCCAAAACACAACGUUUUUGCUUAUUUUGUCUUAUUUUUUUUCCUUUUUUUUUAUUUUUUUAUUUUUUUUUUUAAUCCAAUUUUUCUUGGGAUCUACAGUUACAUAUAACAGAUUGGGAAAAUUUAAUAGACUUCUAGAUCACUCUUCAUGAACUUUGAUUGCACAGAUUACUGAUUUCUGUGUGCCUACCAUUUUUCCCAAAAAAAUCUAGCUUCCUACAGAGUAACAUUAGCAAGCAGGUUGUUGUAUGUUCUGUAUUGUGGUGACUUUAGACAUUUGUAAUAAUGGAUUGUAUUUAUGGUAAUUAGGCACUUAGCACUUUAGUUUUCCUUUGCCUUACUAUUUUGGUGGAGAAAUCAUUGCAAAGUAUAUUUAACAUUGUAUGGGAUAGACGAAUACUCUAUCUAAUUGUAUUAAGCUGUGUUAAUACAUUAUCAUUUAAUUCUCUUUUCUACUACUUUGAGUGUGGUAUCCUUUUGGUAUUAUAUAAUUUUGGGUCGCUAGAGGUGACCCAGAUACCUGCACCUUAUGUGUGAGUGAGUGCAAGUACUACCUAGAUUUAUUCGCAUAUUGUAACUCGUGCUCUGGUCUUUAAGAUCCACACCGUGAGAUCUACUGCACUGGGAAAUGAAUGAAUGCAUCUCCAUUCUAUAGCCCAUAUAAAAAAUAUUGUUUUAAACCCUUUCUCCUGUUGUAGGUGUCUCCGGAGGAGCUAACACUUAUCCAUAAUCUUAGAAAGAUGCUAAAGAAUGAUUGGGUAAGUGGGACCUGAAUAUUCACCAUUACAUUGAGUACUCUCACAUUCAUAAAGGCAUCUUUUAAAAGCUGCAUGUGGGUGAAUGUGUCAUUGUUAGGUUACAUUCAGAUCUGCCUCCUGGUGGAACAUGACUAUCUAGAGCAGGGGUGGGGAACCUUCGGCCCUCCAGAUGUUCUGCACUACAUUUCCAUUGAUGCUUUGCCUGCAUUAUGGCUGUGAGAGCAUUAUGGGAAAUGUAGGGCAGACCAUCUGGAGGGCCAAAGGUUCCCCACCCCUUAUCUAGGGAAAGAGGACUUAAUUAAGCCUUUUUCUGGCGUUAACAUGAUUCCCCUGGGCACACACUCAUAUCAAACACAAUGACUUCAAAUUCUGCAUCCACUUCGAACCAAGUUCACUAAGCAUCGGGACAUAUUUAGGUAAUUGUCAAGCUGGACUCAAUUUAAAUUUGAAAGUGUGACGAACUGGUGCUCAAGUGUGAAAUUUUAACAUGAUAUUUGUUCUUUUGUAGAACGGAGGUGCAAUUAUCACGAGUGUGACACAAACGGGCUCUCUGUUCCAGCCAAAACGUGUUUAUUUGCCGCAUGAGCUGCUUGGGAAGGUAAGACCAUGCAACAGCAGAACACUGGAAAUCUGGGCUUUUCUAUUUUGUUGUAUCAUACACUGAUCAGCCACAACAUAAAAACCACCUACUUAAUAUAAUGUAGGUCCCCCUCGUGCUGCCAAAAUAGCUGAUGCAUUGAGGCAUGAACUCCGCAAAACCUCUGAACAUGUUUUGUGGUAUCUGGCACCAAGACAUUAGCAGUAGAUCCUUUAAGUCCUGCAAGUUGCGAGGUGAGGCCUCCAUAGGUCGGAUCUGUUGUUCCCGCACAUCCCACAGAUGCUCAAAAGGAUUGAGAUUUGGGAAACUUGGAGUCCAAGGCAACAUGUUGAACUGUUUGUCAUGUUCCUCCAACCAUUCCUGAACAUUUUUGCAGUGUGGCAGGGUGCAUUAUCCUGCUGAAAGAGGUCACUGUAAUCGGGGAAGACAACUGCCAGGGAGGGGUGUAUUUGGUAUGCAACAAUCUCCAGGUAGGUGGCACAUAUCAAACUAACAUCCACAUGAAUGCCAGGCCCCAAGUUUUUCCAGCAGAACAUUGUCCAGAGCAUAACACUCCCUCCCCCAGCCUGCUUUCUUCCCAUAGUGCAUCCUGCUGCCAUCUCUUCCCCAAGUAAAUGACGCACAUGCACCCGGCCAGCCACAUGAUCCAAAAACAAAAUUGACAUUCAUUGUUCCGUGGUCCAUUAGUGAUGCAUCCCCAUUGAAGUCCUUUUCGAAGGGGGUGAUCGUGGGCACUCUGACAUGUUUACGGCUACACAGCCGCAUACGCAGCAAACUGUGAUCCACUAGGUGUUCUGACACCUUUAUUUAAUGGGCAGCAUUGGGUUUUUUUAUCAAUUUGAGCUAUAGUAGCUCUUGUGUGAUCGGAUACCAGAUGGGCUAACCCCCAUGCAUCAGUGAGCCUUGGGUGCCCAUGACCCUGAUGCCGGUUCACCGCUUGUCUUUUCUUGCACCACUUUUGGUAGGAACGAACUCCUGCAAACUGGGAACACUCCACAAGACUUGCCGUUUUGGAGAUGCUCUGACACAGUUGUCUAGCCUUCACUAUUUGGCUCUUCUCAAAGUCACUCAGAUCUUUUCACUUGCCCGUUUUUCCUGAUUCCAACAAAUGAAAUUCAAGAAAUUACUGUUCAGUGGUUUUAAUGUUGUGGCCGAUCUGUGUACAUGCACUGGUUUAGAAAUGUACACAUUUACUGGUAAAUCUUUUCCCCAUAGGAUGGGUUUGACGCUUUGGAUCCUUUUGUUCCUAUUCAAGUCCCAAACUACAGUGAGAAGGAGUUUGAGAGCUGUUACCAGUACUAUAUUGAGAGGAAUUGGAUCCAGCAUGAGAAAGGUGCGAUGCUAAAAAUAAUAUUGUUAUUUAGAAAAAUUAUCCAUGGAAAGGGAACAAUAUAAUGUCUUCUUAUUUAUAUUAAAAAAAGUCACAAUUCAAAACAUAAUGGGAUUUUAAUAUAUGUAGACUUGCUGCAUUAUAUUUUCCAGUAUAUAAAACCAGAGGGGCAAGUCACUGUGAGAUUAGGGGGACGUUCUUUAGUAUCCAGAGAUGAAAAAACUGGAAAAUGAUUAUAUCCCCCAACCCCCCCCCAGACUAGGAGGACUCCCACUAUUUCAUUUGAUUGGACUGUAGCUUGAGCACCCCAAACUAGCUAGCUAAGGAAAAGAACCCAUGAAUAGAUAAACAACCCUCUCAUUGAUGGUAUUCAUGCUAAACAGUAAAUGUAUUUUGUCUAUUUUAGUUCGUACAGAAGAGGGGAAGAAAGAACUACUUUUUAUGAGUAAUUCCAGCCCUCGGGAACUGGAAAAGAUCUGUGCUUUCCUCUGAUACCUUGACCUGAACGUCCUGCAGAUCUAAUGACUUCUAUGUUUCAUGCCAUUGGCAAAACCAUUAUCAUCUGAUAUGAAGUACACUCGGGAGUUUGGGCAUAAGGAAUUGGAUGAUGUCCUUAUCUGUUUAGGUGUAAUGAUUUGAGGAAUGUGUGACCUAUUCGUAACAUGAACCAAUCUCAAAAGUCCAGUAAACUGGCUUUACGUUCUACAAAUACAAGAGAAACGCUGAACGCAACCAAGAGUCCAUCACCAGUCCAUCCAUCAGCAAUUAAUGGUCACUCUACCAGGGGAAAAGUACAGUAAAUUUGACUUGACUUGCUUUUUUGGGCUAAAUAGACUAAGAAUGCAACCAUCUCAGACCGCUCUACAGAGCCUGUCCAAUAAAGGUGAAUGAACACCUUUACUUAUCGUUCAUCGUUGCUGAUAUCACUCUGGCAAAGACCUUUUCAGCUACCUGUACUUUACAGAGCACAUCUAUGUACUUAUUUAAUAGACUUUACAAUUAAAACGAUUUCCUAAAUUU